This is a messenger RNA of Adelges cooleyi (spruce gall adelgid), 2352 nucleotides long. It is a transcript of the gene Ctns, whose product is annotated as cystinosin homolog. Gene Ontology annotation, biological process: L-cystine transport. The record is from RefSeq and is a predicted model, not a curated record. Bases 594 to 1778 code for a protein of 394 amino acids. NCBI's taxonomy places the organism in Eukaryota, Metazoa, Arthropoda, Insecta, Hemiptera, Adelgidae. The transcript is spliced from 11 exons. Gene Ontology annotation, cellular component: lysosomal membrane. Gene Ontology annotation, molecular function: L-cystine transmembrane transporter activity.
GAUGAUAACAGUUCGGAUGGUUAUUGUCGCGCGUUCGUUAUUGUAACAAUUGUAUACAUGCAUAGUGCAGAUCCGGGUAAUUAAAACAUCAUCGUCUUAUACAUACUCGUUUCGCGUACUUGGAUUUUUACAACUUUUUUUUUCCCUUUUUUUAUCGCGUAACCUAACUCCCACCCUGCCCAAAAGCCUGACUCGACUCUUGCGCGUUCGGACCAUAUUGUUGUUCCUACCGGUCGAUGAACAAAACGAUCUUGCUCGAUCCGUUUAUCAUUGUUGUUAUUAUCAUUCAAGAGUCCCACGCAUGACCGAAGGCUCGUCGGUAAUUAAUCAUACUCGUAGUCUUGUCUUACGGUAUUUUUUUUUUUGUCUCCUCUCUUCUCCUUCCGUUUCCUUCUUUGCUGUUCCGCGCCCGAAACCGUCAGUGCAUUUCCUCCGGGUGCUUGUGCAGUCCAAUCGUCGACGAGACAUCUAGCAAGUCUCCUCUGUCAAUCGGUCUUGAUAUUACUUUAGAGUAAGUCGACAUUUUAAUAACAACCGUAAUACACAUAGUGGACGUUACUCCAUUGCAGAUCCUUGUGUCAUUCGGCAACACCAUGAAGGGUAUUUCUCACCUCUCAUGUUUGUUUCUAGUAUUAAGUAUAGUCUUUUCCCAAGCUCAUGCAAGUUUAUACUUUGACACUAAGGACUUGACACUAUUAGUAAACGAUACAAAAACUAUAACAUUGUUUUUAAAUGAAAACAUAACGCAAAACUCUUUAUUUGUCUUGCACAACAACCACCCUGAUUUGUUAACUACAAACACAACUGGAAUAACAGUAAAUGCAUCGUCAGAACCUCAAGAAUGGGCAAUCAAAUUAUUUACCCAUGACGCUGGUCACGACCUAUUGUCAGUCAAUUGUUCAUCAAAAAAUAUCAAGGCUGACGAUGCUUUUGUUAGAGUAACUAUACAACAUUCAAACGACUUGGCUUGGGGUAGUGUUGUAAUUGGAUGGAUUUAUUUUUGUGCCUGGUCUAUAUCAUUUUAUCCUCAAAUGUAUGAAAACUGGUCUCGCAAAAGCGUUGUUGGACUAAAUUUUGACUUCAUAUGCUUGAACUUGCUUGGCUUUAUUCUCUAUUCAAUGUUCAACAUUGGCCUGUGGAUACCUGAAAUUGAACAAGAAUAUUUUGAACGAUUUCCUCGUGGUCAUAAUCCAGUUCAACUAAACGAUAUAUUCUUCUCAGUUCACGCCGUGUUUGCCACAUUGAUUACAGUCUUCCAAUGUAUUUGCUAUGAGAGAGGUGAUCAACAAGUUUCUCGGACAGCAAAAUUAAUUCUACUUUUGUACAGUGUAAUAGUUGCUGUACUGUUGAUCAUUGUUAAUUUACAAACAAUUUCAUGGUUGGAUUUCCUAUAUUAUUGUUCGUACAUCAAGUUGUCGAUUACUCUUAUUAAAUACAUUCCACAAGCUAUAAUGAAUUAUAGACGACAAAGCACGGUUGGCUGGAGUAUCGGCAACAUAUUUAUGGACUUCACUGGAGGCAUUCUGAGUAUUUUCCAAAUGAUUAUUAACGCGUACAAUUACAACGACUGGGAAUCAAUAUUUGGUGAUCCAACGAAAUUCGGUCUCGGUCUAUUGUCCGUUAUCUUCGAUUUGUUAUUCUUCUUGCAGCAUUAUGUGUUUUACAGAGUUAGUAAUUAUCAACAAUUUGAUAAUUACGCAGAAGUUGACGAGGAAGACGCUGCUUCAUCAUCUUCGUUAGAAAACUCUAGUGAACAUCUGGACAAUCCGAUAUGUUAGGCAAAGCAUACAGGUUUUCUGACUAAACUUUAGUUCAGACUAAUCCGAGUCAAUAUGUUGCACAUCUUUAGGACUACUCAUAAGACUGAAUCCAUUAUUUUUUUACCAAAGAAUACUACGGUUACAAUCUAUCAAUUGAUUAUUUUGUAUUAAAUAACUAAAACUCAUAUUUCAACAUGAAAACAUUUUAAGUUUAAAUAUUUGAACAAAGGUAAUGUAUGAGCAAAUUUUACUUGGGCAGUAAUAGGUUAAAUACUUGAGCUUUCUAAUUAUUGACAAAAUGUAUAAUAUAGAAGUAUUUAAUGUUGUUUUGUUUUUCAAAGUCAAUAUUUUACACGUUAUAUUAUGAAUCGCAUAUUUCAGAAACCCACUUAAUGCCAACAGAACCCCUAUGUACUAAAAGAGUUUCUAAAAUAAACGUUUCAAUUUAUACUAAGUAUACUGCAACACAUCUCGGUUAUUGAAAUAUUUAAGCGAAGAUGAGUGUUAGACUGCUAUCUAAUCUAUACAUAUAUAUAUUUAAUUAGGUACAAAUAACUACUUUGAAUAUAUUUUUACUUAUUGGAUUUAACUC